GUUUUCAAAUCUGGGAGCUUCCUCCUGCACAACCCAAACGACGAAAUGAUUCCCUUUAUUUGUAGUCUUCUCUCCGUUCUCCCCAACCUACUCACUCAUGUCAACAGGGAUCGUGCUGUCUCGUCUCGCCGUCGAUCCAUACUCUCUCGUCGUCGUCGUCGAUUUCUCCAGCUCCUCUCAUCCCUCCUUUUUUUUUGUUUUGGUUUCCGACGGAAAUAUGCUGCUAAAUGAUUAGCGGCCGGAAGAUCCAUUGGCCCAUGCCAUGCCGUAGUCCAUGCUCCAUGAUGGAGAGGAGGAGCUAGCUGCCCUGCUGCCUCCAUCUCUCUCUCUCUCUCGGCUCACAUGCGUCGCGCGCGUCAAUGCGUGCAUGCACCACCAAACAAAAAACCUAAAGCGACCACCCAAGCCCUGAGGCGAGGCGAGGCGAGGCGAGAUCUAUCUUUAUAUAUAGCCUUGAAGCCCUUGGAACACUUCAUCUCCAAAUUAAGUCGCCGAGCUCUGAAGAAUCUAGCUAGGAGCAGGCCGCCUACGCCAUCGGCCGUCCACAGCAACAUGUGCUCCGGCUCCUGGUUCUGGAGCAGCAGCGGCAGCGGCAAGGAGCACCCGUCUCUUGUCGUCGUCAACCUCGAGCGGCAGCUAAAGAAGACGCUGGCCGUCAGGAGAAGGAGGAGGUUGAGGCUGAGGAGGUUGCGAGACGGAGGAGCAGAGGCCAUGGAGAUGGUGAACCUGAAGCUGUAUCUGGAGAACCGGUGCAUCAUCGCAGAGAACGAGAGGCUCCGGGAGAGGGCCAGCGCGCUCCGCCGCGAGAACCUCGCGCUGCUCCAGAACCUGUCGUCCAGGACGGCGGCCGUGCCAGAGCCAGGAGCGGGAGCUGCGUGAGGUUGCUGCUUCGAUCCUCUGCCUGCCUGCCUGCUGAACAUGAAGUAGCGAGCUCGCGUCACCCUCGUCGUUGGUGCUUGUGCUACUUGUGUGGACAGGAGACAGGCCAGUGAACUCGUAGCCCUAGGAGGCCAUCUGCUUGGCUGCUCCGCCAUGUCUGUGUGGCUCUGUGCUCAACUGCUCAUACAUAAACCGCCAGGUUCCUGGAGCUCUCUUGGGGUGCUCUGCGCCAUGGUGUCUGUACAUUAUAAGUGCGCGGAUUAACUAGAUUUUGUUGGCAAGAACUAACUCUUUUGGUCAUAUAAGAACACGGUCAAGUUAAUUAUUA
Messenger RNA from Zea mays, 1207 nucleotides. RefSeq lists its product as uncharacterized. The record is from RefSeq and is a predicted model, not a curated record. The transcript has 2 exons. Bases 343 to 879 code for a protein of 178 amino acids. Lineage: Eukaryota; Viridiplantae; Streptophyta; Magnoliopsida; Poales; Poaceae.